Lontra canadensis (Northern American river otter) is the source of this 1639-nucleotide messenger RNA. RefSeq names its product tryptophanyl tRNA synthetase 2, mitochondrial (gene WARS2). The transcript is spliced from 6 exons. Gene Ontology annotation, cellular component: mitochondrion; mitochondrial matrix. Gene Ontology annotation, molecular function: ATP binding; tryptophan-tRNA ligase activity. The record is from RefSeq and is a predicted model, not a curated record. Gene Ontology annotation, biological process: mitochondrial tryptophanyl-tRNA aminoacylation. NCBI's taxonomy places the organism in Eukaryota, Metazoa, Chordata, Mammalia, Carnivora, Mustelidae. The coding region runs from base 61 to 813 and encodes 250 amino acids.
UCUGGGACUGGCUCUCUGGGCAGACGUCACUCAAGUCACUACGGCUCCUCCCCUCUCAAAAUGGCGAUGCGCUCAAUGUGGAAGGCGCGUGGGUGCUGGAGCUGCAUCCGGGCAUUUCAUAAAGGACCCGAAGCUGCUCAGACUCCCCAGAAAGAUGCUGUGAAGCGAGUAUUCUCAGGCAUUCAGCCUACAGGAAUCCCCCACCUCGGCAAUUACCUGGGAGCCAUUGAGACCUGGGUGAGUUUGCAGGAAGAGUACAGCUCGGUGCUCUACAGCAUCGUUGACCUACACUCCAUCACCGUCCCCCAGGACCCGGCCGUCCUCCGGCAGAGCAUCUUGGACAUGACAGCUGUUCUUCUUGCCUGUGGCAUAAACCCAGAGAAGAGCAUCCUUUUCCAACAAUCUCAGGUGUCUGAACACACACAAUUAAGUUGGAUCCUUACCUGCAUGGUCAGAUUACCCCGGUUACAGCAUUUACACCAGUGGAAGGCGAAGGUUGCCACACAGAAGCAUGGCGGGACCGUAGGCCUGCUCACAUACCCAGUGCUCCAGGCUGCUGACAUCCUGUUGUACAAGUCCACACACGUUCCUGUCGGGGAGGAUCAAGUCCAGCACAUGGAGCUUGUGCAGGGUCUAGCACGAGAGUUUAACAAGAAGUAUGGCGAGUUCUUCCCGGUGCCCAGGUCCAUUCUGAGAGGUAUAAUCCCCCCAUGGGAUCUGAAGCCUCACCAGCAGCUGGGAGACUACACAAGUGUGGAAGGUUCUGGAGGAAAGAAGCUGUGCUUCUCUAUCAACAUUUUGGUGGGGAUGUAGAUUUGUGGCAGGGGCAGAGAUCAUUGAGCCUAAGCGCUGUCCAUCUUUAUUAAACUGACAACAUUUUAUAGGAGUAUAACAUGGGCCUAGUAUAUGAGUUCAGAAGCAUAAGGCAGGUAUAAAUUUCUAAGCUAUUCCAGUAAUUCACACAAACAAAAAAUGGGCCUACCAUGCAUUGAAAUCAAGCUUCUUUUAGCAAUAAGUAGUAGUUUAAUGUUCUUGCCUAUUAUUAUUUUACCUAUUUCAACUUGGAUGUUUCUGCAAUAGCCACAAAACAGGCAAUUAUUAAUAACACUGGUUUGUAAAGCACAGCUUAACAUCUUGAUUCUAUCAGAGGAAUAACCAACUCACGUGUGUGUGUGUGUGUGUGUGUGUGUGUGUGUUGGUAUACACUUAUAUAACUGUGGUAAAGAAAUGAAAGGAUUUCCAUAGAUUGUUAAAAUUUGUUGGGGGCAGGAAGGGCAGUGUUCUAGGCAGAGGGUAAUUAGCUAACAGGGAUGAGCAGAGAGGGAAAAGAGAGAAGGAGAGGAAAGACAUAGACCAGACUUUUUAGAAAGGUAUGCACGGCUAACACGCAGAAUGAUUUCAUUUGUCUAAGAUUAAACAUUGUAUGUGUAUGGAUGCAUUAAAAGAUGCAUGAAAAUAUGAUCAACCAAAUGUUAACAGUUUUAUUACAUGUUUCAGGUGAUCUUUAUUUUCAUGCUUAUAUAAAUGGCUUGAAUUUUUCACAUGGGUAUUUGCUAUUUUUAUAAUCAGAUAAAAAUAAUAAGGUCAUAUGACAAGAAAUCAUAAGUGUUGGGGGGGAUGUGGAGAAAGAGGAACCCUC